Prunus dulcis (almond) is the source of this 2057-nucleotide messenger RNA. RefSeq names its product mitochondrial inner membrane protease subunit 1-like. Gene Ontology annotation, cellular component: membrane; mitochondrial inner membrane peptidase complex. The transcript is spliced from 6 exons. Bases 1253 to 1897 code for a protein of 214 amino acids. Lineage: Eukaryota; Viridiplantae; Streptophyta; Magnoliopsida; Rosales; Rosaceae. Gene Ontology annotation, molecular function: serine-type endopeptidase activity. The record is from RefSeq and is a predicted model, not a curated record.
AAAUAAGACGCACGAUAUGUUAAACAUGAGAGCUCUGGUCGUCUUGUUUGCAUCAACGUGUUCAUCGUCCCAGAUCAUCCUUGUCCCAAAAUAAAAACAUCAGCUGCUACCUUCUUAGUUCCAAUUCUAUGAGACGACCCAAACCCCCUCGCCGUUUUUUUUCUUCUGAUUUUUGGUACUUCCAGGAAAGUGGAAUGGAUUCAAUAUAAAGUGGUAGUAGCACUCAAAAAAGGCUUGCAUGGAGCAGAGACAUCAUCGUUUUCGUAUGAAACCCUAGAAUUCAGAUUGCAGUCGCUGUAAUUGCUAUUUGCACCCAAUUGACUGCCAAAUCCAAGGUCAGCUUCUUUUUCAAUUUCUGUUAAAUCAUAUGGAAAAUACAAUUCUUUGCGAAUUCCAUUUUUUCAUUUAAUUAUUUGAUUGAUACAACUGGAUAGUAAAACUUUUUACCUUUUUUUUUCUUUUGCUAUUUUCGUAUAUAAUUAAUUAGAUGUUAUGGAGGUACAACAGAAUAUGUUUUGCUUAGGUUAGGCGGGCUAUUUGGUAUUGCUAACUUAUCUUUCUUCUAGAAAAAGCUGACUGCUUCUGGUAAAAGUGCCGAGACUGGUUGAAAACUUUAGGCAAGGUUAUUUAAUUCAUAAUUUUAGGCCUUUAAUUGUCGAUUAUUGUGGUUUUGGUCUAUUCUAAAUCAUGUUCAAAAGUUUUCAUCCGGCUGUUUAAAUUUUUCUCUUUUGUACUAUUAGGACUUCUUAUAUUGAAGCUAAUAUGGAUGCAAUUAAUGUUAUGCUUGAAGGGAAGAGACUUCUCUCAGUAUGCUAUAGAUGCAGUAUAGCUUUUAAAAACUUUUGGGUUUGAGAAAUCGACUAGUUUUUCAGUGGAUGUGAUAUGUUGUAAUGGAUGUCAGGGCUGCUUUGCAACCAUUUUGCUUUCGGCUAUGAGUUUUAUUUAUUUAGUUAUUAAUUUCUUCUAUACUUAAAGUUAAAGAUGGAGAGAAAAAAUCAUGUGCGGAAAAUGAGGUAGGGAGAAGGGAGGAGGGAGGGAAGAUGAAAGAGAGCAGGAGGAUGGGGAAAUGGAGAAUGUAUGAAAAACUUGAAAAAAAAAUGGAAAUUGUUUUAUGUUUUAGUUUUCAUUUUAUGUACCAUUUCAUCACUAGUUUUCAUUUUAUUAUCUAUUAUUUUAUGUGAAUUUCAAAUGCAUGGAUUUGAAAUAAAUGGAUUUGAAAUCCAAAUGCUUCCAUCCAACCGGGCCCUAACUUAUGGUAGGUGUCAUGUUAACGUAUAUACUUGUUAUCCAUCUCAAAGAUUAUACGACUUCCCUCUCUCUCCCCCAACUGUCUAUAUAUGCUCUGUACUCUCCCAUGGCGUCGAGAUACAUAAGGGAGUUUUUGGCUUUGGAGGCAUUUAAAAACGCAAGGAGAGACGUAAGCAACGUCCUUCCACGACUGGUAAAGUUCCUCUGUUGCCUCCAAGUCACCAAGACACACCUUUUCACCGUCACUUUGUCCUACAGUCCCAGCAUGCUCCCAACCCUUGGCCUGGCAGGUAAUUUGUGCUUGGUUGAAUGCAUCUCAACCCAGUUCGACAAACUGGGUGUUGGGGACAUUGUACUCGUACAGUCCCCUGAGGUUCCUUGGAAGUUCAUGACCAAUCGCUUGAUAGCCAUGGAAGGCCAGUCUGUUACAUAUGUUGUGGACCCUAAGAACAGUGACAAGUCUGAGACUAUUGUGGUUCCUAAGGGGCAUGUUUGGAUAGAGGGAUACAACAUCUAUGAGUCAAAUGAUUCAAGAAAAUUCGGGCCGGUUCCUUACGGCCUUCUACAAGGCAAAGUCUUUUGGAGGAUAUGGCCACCUAAAGAUUUUGGAUUGUUGGCGCAAAACAAAGGGAAGGAUUCUAUCUCAUGAAGUAUGCUUAUUGAGCAUGCGCACUGUUAGUUCCUUGUAUGUAAUUACAUAAUCUUGUUGUAGUAGGGAAUUAGAAACUUGUUUGUAGAAUGAUAUUUUUCUAUCAAGAAAAGUGGUUCAGAGAAGGCAUGAAUGAAAAAUCGAUUCUCUUUCUACUUUA